Messenger RNA from Nestor notabilis (Kea), 1649 nucleotides. RefSeq names its product histone-lysine N-methyltransferase SETD2-like. The transcript is spliced from 9 exons. Gene Ontology annotation, molecular function: histone H3K36 methyltransferase activity; protein binding. Lineage: Eukaryota; Metazoa; Chordata; Aves; Psittaciformes; Psittacidae. Gene Ontology annotation, biological process: regulation of DNA-templated transcription. Gene Ontology annotation, cellular component: chromosome. The record is from RefSeq and is a predicted model, not a curated record. The annotation marks the transcript as partial.
GAGGUGUACCGGAUCCCGAAGAAGAGUCAAGCAGAAAAGGAGAGCAGCGCAGCUGACCGUGGGAGAGAGACAGCCGGCCCCAAGGACCAGACUCCUACUCCGAAGAACCCCAUCCUGAGUAGAGAGCGGGAUCCCGAGCGGCAGAGCCAGAGUAAAGAGAAGAAGAGACGGAGGGACUCGAUGUCCCCUCCAUCCUCAGCGUAUGAGCGAGGAACAAAGAGGCCGGAUGACAGGUAUGACACACCAGCAUCUUCAAAGAAGAAAGUCCGGCUUAAGGAUCGCAACAAGCUGUCCACGGAGGAGCGCAGGAAGCUGUUCGAGCAGGAGGUUGCCCAGCGGGAAGCACAGAAACAGCAACAGCAACUGCAAAACCUGGGCAUGACGUCCCCCCUGCCCUACGACUCCAUGGGCUACAGCACGCCCCACCACAGCUUUAUUGGCUACCCACCUGGCUACCCCAUGCAAGCCUAUGUAGACCCCAGCAACCCCAACGCUGGCAAGGUGCUGCUGCCCACACCCACCAUGGAUUCCAUGUGCUCACCAGCGACGUAUGAGCACCCACAGACUUUGGUUGGGCACACGGUGGAACCAACCCUCACUACUCCUCAGCCGGUACCAGUAGUCCAACAUGUAGCAACAACGAUGGAGGUGACAACUCCGCAGUAUGUAGCACAGAGCGAUACCGUGGUUCAUCAAGAACCCAAUGUGGCCGUCCUGCCUGUGGCCACAUCAGGACCAGUGCAGAGCCAGAGCUAUGGGGUCUGGGAUUCCAGCCAGCAGACUGUAGCUGUACAACAGCAGUACUCACCAGCCCAGUCCCAACCAGCCAUAUAUUACCAAGGACAGACUUGUCAGACCGUUUAUGGUGUGACAUCCCCCUACUCGCAGACGACCCCACCGAUUGUACAGAGUUACGCCCAGCCAGGUCUCCAGUACAUCCAAGGCCAACAGAUUUACACGGCUCAUCCACAGGGAGUCAUAGUACAGCCACCCACAGCAGUAACGACCAUUGUUGCAGCUGGGCAGCCUCAGCCCAUCCAGCAGCCAGAGCUUGUGGUGACCAAUAACCUCCUGGACUUGCCUCCACCGUCCCCUCCAAAACCCAAAACGAUUGUCCUCCCACCCAACUGGAAAACAGCCCGAGAUCCAGAGGGGAAGAUAUACUACUACCAUGUGGUAACGAGACAAACUCAGUGGGACCCUCCUACCUGGGACAGCCCAGGGGAUGAUGCCAGCCUUGAACAUGAAGCUGAAAUGGACCUUGGGACCCCAACUUAUGAUGAAAACCCCAUGAAGUCUUCCAAGAAGCCCAAGACGGCGGAAGCGGACACGUCGAGCGAGCUGGCCAAGAAAAGCAAGGAGGUGUUCAGGAAAGAAAUGUCGCAGUUCAUCGUGCAGUGCCUGAACCCGUACCGCAAACCCGACUGCAAGGUGGGGCGCAUCACCACCACCGAGGACUUCAAACAUCUGGCGCGCAAGCUGACUCACGGAGUCAUGAACAAGGAGCUGAAAUACUGCAAGAACCCGGAGGACCUGGAGUGCAACGAGAACGUGAAACACAAGACAAAAGAGUACAUCAAGAAAUACAUGCAGAAAUUCGGGGCCAUCUACAAACCCAAAGAGGACACGGACCUGGAGUAACCUCCGCC